Periophthalmus magnuspinnatus is the source of this 4510-nucleotide messenger RNA. It is a transcript of the gene agtr1b, whose product is annotated as angiotensin II receptor, type 1b. Bases 2697 to 3788 code for a protein of 363 amino acids. The transcript is spliced from 3 exons. Lineage: Eukaryota; Metazoa; Chordata; Actinopteri; Gobiiformes; Gobiidae. Gene Ontology annotation, molecular function: angiotensin type II receptor activity. The record is from RefSeq and is a predicted model, not a curated record. Gene Ontology annotation, cellular component: membrane. Gene Ontology annotation, biological process: G protein-coupled receptor signaling pathway; regulation of vasoconstriction; immune response.
GUACCUGAGGAGAGUUUCUGUCUUCUUGCUGCUCUCCACGUGGAUGUUGCCAAGACGAGCGCCAAUGUUUGAUGUAACAACAGCAGCGCCUCUGCAGCCAUGGGACUGUCCUGGUAGGCCUAUGCAAAACACAAAACGCAACGAAACGAAAGGUUACAAACAUAAGACUCGAGAAACUUAAUACAAGACGAGUUUACCUGCAUCUUCUGUUUGUUUCGAUAGGUCUAACAUUUACGCAUGUGCAAAACUGAGCAAAUGUGGCACAUAACAAUGUUAAACUUCUUAAAAUCUGUUAAAAUAUCUAGAACACCAGUAAAAACAAACGUUUGGUUAUUUACAUUUAAUAUACAUUAUUGAAAUAUUUUAGCACAGUGUAGACUGACAGAAUCUCCCCAGAGAUAUCACAAGAAGUACAGAGAUUUCUGGCCGGUCCAUGUAAGGUAAUGUUACACAAAGUCCCUAUCAAUGAAUAUGUUCUUCUGUGUCAAAUACAGGUGUAACUUACACCACUGCACAAAACUACAUGGGACUGCUGCUCUAAUGAGGUCCACCUGGAUGUUCCUGCUCUUAUAUAAUUUCAGAUGGAGUAGACAAGUCCUGCAAAACAACAUAUAUAGACCUAGGCUAAAACCAUAAUUGUAAGAAUAGUCAUAAGUUGUGUGGAUAUUUGCCUUGCAUUUGACCCAGCCUUUGACUAAUGCUUCUGGCCAGCCAACAAAUGGGUAAGAGUAGCUUGCUGGACGGUUACUAGGCAUGUAUUUGGGUUGUUCUCCAUACAAAGAACAAGUAGACUCCACUCCACAGGCUCUCGGCCACUGUUCAGUGUUGGAAAGGGCUCAACUUAGAGGCACAUUCACAUUCUUCCUCAAGUGAAAGCCAAACAAUACUGUUUACUAAAGUCAAGAUUCUUAACUUCAUCAUUAUCACUGAAACAUUCUGAACAGUUUAUUAUGCUCUAAAAGUAGCUGUCGCCUUGCUUGACUCAUGGGUCAUUAUAGGCUGCUCCAAAUUCUCCAAAUUGUAGAUAUCUCCAGAGUCCUAAUAUCCAUGUCCCAUGUCCCAUAUUUGCCGAUAAAUGGUGUGUCCUUAUCUGAGCUCACACAGGAUUGUCUUUCUGGAGCAGGUGGCAGGGUUUGGCAUUUGACUGUCAGUGCUGUUUUGCUCUAUCAUUCCUCUCAGUGUUCUCUGCUUCCAGUAAUUACUACAGUCAUCAAUUCAUCCUAAUAUAGCUUAAGUGCUGACAUAGCUAAUCCAGUUAGCGUGAUUUGAUUAUCAAGAACAUUGGCUACUAUCACACCUCCAGAGUGUAAUAAGCCAUUGUGGUGCAGCCUUGUCCUUUUACUGGCCUCAACAUCUCAGCACUGAUGGAUUACAGCACACUUGAUAGAUUGCACUUUUUCUUGGCUUUUUCUUUGGUUACAACAGAUUCAUAGAUGUUGCACAAUAUGCAUUUUGAAACAAUCUGGAUGUUUUUGGAGUACAAAAUGAAGUUCAUUCCUAAGAAAUGAAGUUAUACUUUGGCAGCACGCCACCCCAAGUGAAGACCACAGAACAGCUCAAAAAGGUACGAGAUGCAGAUGUCCAUUUUUAAAUGUGCAUGUGUUUCUGCUUAAACAUGACUGUGGUAAGUCAGUGUGUAGUGUGGUGUUGCAACAACAUCCUGUCCCUGAAUUAUUUGUUAUGUGUAAAAUAGUGCAGGCGAGAUACAGGACUGAUGCAUAACUCGCGCUGCACUUCCUGGGAGCUCUCUUGGGUAGAUAGAGACAGAUCUAAAUCUGGCGACAGUGAGACAGAGAUGUCAUACACUGUGUAGCUAUUAAGUGCAGUGACAGGAUACAAGAUACAACAUAAUGCAUGAUUCUUAUCAUUCAGAGUAUUGAGGGUAUAGUAGAUCGGAUCAAAGCCCUGGAGGUGUAAAUGGCUCUGUUUCUGUGUGAGGCAGGAGAUAUUCUUCCUCUUAAUAUAGGCCUUCAUAUAAAUAAGCUUUGAGGCCACAGGUGCAUGCUUGGUAUUUGUAGUAAAGUACAAAUACGGUUUGUACCUGAUGACCCGGUGUGACCUUUGAGCCUGUGCUCUAUUCAAAGCUCAGUGAAUGUGAUUGUUUUCCAAUGAGCAGGUUACACCUGAGUGAGCAAAAGCCACCAAACGAGACCCCACUUAGGCCCAAGUGUUUGUUUUUCCUUUCUUUUCUUGUUUGUGCUGAACCAGGGGAGAGCUUUCUACACUGGCCACACUGAAACUCACAGGAUGACAGUCGGGCCACAUCAUCCGUCACUAUUCAUCUUUGCGACAGCUGAAAUCACAGCCUUCGCCGCAGUGUGGGGGAGAGGCUGCUGGGUGAGAGCCAGACCGAAAUGGACAAUGCUUGCCUGACUGGUGUGAUGCAGCGUUGAUUAUUGUGUGUGCGUGUGUGCGUGUGUGUGCUGUGGGAAGGAGUGAAGGAGGGGGCUGAGGCUGUGUUUUUGUGUGUCAGGCGUAUUCCUGCUCGUCUCGCUCCACCACUUAAGUUGGAUUCGGAGCAGUCAGUGGCACAGAGGUGGUCGUCCUAUCGCAGCCCUACCAAAGAAGCAACUGUCAUUUGGUUGAGCAGCUCAGGAGCUACCAAGGCCCUCGCCCAAGGCCCGUAUUAGUCAACGCAGACACACCCUGCUGCCAAGGCCUCCUUCUCAUUACUCCUCCUCUGACUCUAAAACAAGAUGAAGAACGUAACCUCAGGAGCAGAGAGUGAUGGAAUAAAUCUGACAUGUGGAUUGUCUGGGAAUCACGACUUCAUCUUCACCAUGGUACCAAUCGUCUAUGGUUGCAACUUUAUUAUAGGCAUUGUGGGAAACAGCAUGGUUGUGGCUGUCAUAUACUGUUACAUGAAACUCAAAACAGUGGCCCACAUUUUUGUGCUCAACCUGGCCAUUUCAGAUCUCACCUUCCUCAUCACCUUGCCUAUGUGGGCCACGAUGACUGCCACAGGCUACCAAUGGCCCUUUGGAGCAUUCCUGUGCAAAGCCGCUGCAGCUCUGGCCAGCUUUAACCUCUACACCAGCAUCUUCUUCCUCACGGCACUCAGCAUCGACCGCUACCUGGCCAUAGUGCAUCCUGUGAGUUCGCGGCGGUUCCGCACAGUGCUGUAUGCUCGCAUCACAUGUGUGCUCAUCUGGCUGUUUGCUCUGCUGCUCAGUGUGCCCAUUGCCCUCACCAGAGACAUUCACAACAUUAACAACGGGAAUCUGACGGUGUGUGCCAUCUUGCACACCACCAAGGACAACGUGCAGAGCCUGGAGCAGGUGCUGCUGGCCAACAGCCUGAUGAAGACCCUGCUGGGCUUUCUCAUACCCUUCAUCAUCAUCAUCACCUGUUACUGCCUGAUCGGUAGAGCUCUACUUGGGGCCAGGCACAUCCAGAAGAGCUCCCAGUCCCGGGACGAUGAGGUGCUGCGCAUGCUAGCCGCCGCUGUCCUGGCCUUCUUUGUGUGCUGGGUGCCUCACCAGAUAUUCCACUUCAUGCAGCUCCUGACCCAGCUUAAAAAGACCGACUGUCGCAUACUGGAAAUCAUUGACACUGCCAUGCCCUUUACCAUCUGCAUUGCCUACUUCAACAGUUGUGUUAAUCCCAUUGUGUACGGAUUUGUUGGCCGUAACUUCCGUAAAAACCUGGUGCGUCUGCUGCACUGUGCACCCGCUAGUGUCCGUGGAGCUCACCCAAGCAUCAGCUCCAAAAUGAGUGCUCUGUCCUUCAGAGCCUCAGAGGCACUCAGUCUGACAGUCAAAAACAAGUCUUCUUCUGACAUUAAAUGAUAAGUCAAGUGAGUUUACCUCUCCUCACUGCAGUGCAUCUGGUAAAGAGGCGGGGAGAUCUUCUAUGAAAGCCCCACUGACUCUUGCUGAGUGACUGUAUUGUUCUUUCAUAGACAUUUACUACAUUAUACAAUGUUAUUGUUGUCUGUGAGCUGUGUCAUUGAAACAUAUUAGACAAGUCACAUUUAUGCUGGCAAACGUUCUCCUUUAAGCCUGUGGAAUAAAUGUUAGUAGACCUUAAAUACAUGUACAGUUCCCUGCUACACAGUGUUUAGAUCAAAACCACAUAAACCUCAUAAAACCUGUUCUUAUGUGCAGCAUUAUUUGAUGGCACCCAGUCUUUGUAGUUCAGUGACGCUAUACUCAUUGUGCACAAUUGUAUCAUGUCCAAUUAUUAACAAAAAAGAGAGAAUUUAUCAUGUAGUCAUAAUUCUCACUCAGGCAGUUCUGUGGACAUUUGUUAAGUGUGUUGUUUCAAGUUGAAAACAUUCAGUAGUAUGUGUGAUAUGAAGGAUUUUGUUCUUGUUAAUAUUGUUAUUUGAUAUAUACUAUAUAAAAAUACAGUGAAAAGUAUCAAUUGUCAUGUGUAAAUAAGUUGUUAAGUGGAUGUUUUUUUCGUGGUGGUUGUAUUUGUGCUAUUUAAACAUGUUGAAAAUCUUUUUUUUUAUUUUCUACUCUGAAGUGUACAACAGAAAAAGUCAUUAGACAUAUGAAUAAAAUGU